This is a messenger RNA of Vespa mandarinia (Asian giant hornet), 4688 nucleotides long. RefSeq names its product superkiller complex helicase subunit twister (gene tst). Gene Ontology annotation, molecular function: RNA binding; ATP binding; RNA helicase activity. Gene Ontology annotation, cellular component: Ski complex. The record is from RefSeq and is a predicted model, not a curated record. Gene Ontology annotation, biological process: nuclear-transcribed mRNA catabolic process, 3'-5' exonucleolytic nonsense-mediated decay. Lineage: Eukaryota; Metazoa; Arthropoda; Insecta; Hymenoptera; Vespidae.
UGUUUUAUAAAGCAAAAAUUGUGAUAAUAUAUGCCAAGAAUACAAAAUUAUUUCUGCAUUUGUAUAAUUAAAAGAAUUAUGAUAUUAGUUUAUGGUCUGAUUGUAUAAUAUAUAAAUGAUAUUAAUAUCUAUAUAAUAUUAAGAAAUUUUAUGCUUAAAUUUUUAAUAAAUUUUAAGUUCUAUUAUAAUAGGCAUGUUGGAUUAUUUUUGCUAAAUAUAUGUGCAUUAUAUGUGCAUUAGAGUUUUAUAAAUGUAAUAUCGAUAGGUAAUAUAAGAAACAAAAUGGUUCUUUCAAUUUUGAAAAAUAGAACGAUUUUGAAGAUUUUAUUUAAAUUUUGAAUUAUUGCAUUUUGUUGUGGAAAUGAAAUCUCUUAUCCCUUUCCUUGCAUAAUGAUGAAAUGUCUGUGAUAUUUUAUGAUGUCCCAAUAUUUGCAUCUUUAUUUGAUUAUAUCGUUAUGUAUUUAAGAUUAUGGAAAACAAAAUGAAAUAAAUAAAUUAAUUGAAGAAUAUUUAUUGUAGAAUGAUCAAUGAAGUCAAAACAGAAAAUGUUGAUAUUCGAUUAAUCGAUAAUCUCGUACAUUUGUAUCUUAAAUCUCAGGUAAUAGUAGUUCUGUCAGUGUUGCCAAAUGUAAAAUGGUUAUAUUACAGUAAACGUUAUAAAUUUUCUGUUGUACAUAUAAUAAAUAUUUUCAUGUGGAAAUAUUAUUACUUGAGUAUUAUAUUUAAUUAAAGUUUUAUCUUUUUUUACAAACUUUAGUUAGAUAUUCAUAGUUUAACGAACUGUUGAUUGCUUAUGUUUAAUACCUAUUCAAAUCUUAUCUAUAACGGCAUGUGUCUAAUAAAUAUUUCUAACAUCAACUAAAGUGAUAAAUAUAAAACAUCAUAAAAUGGAGCUACCAUUUGAACUUCCACCUAUCUGGCCUGAUAUAAAAACUGAAUUAAAGGAGUAUAUUGAAUGCCCUGAACGGCUUCCCAUACAUCAACUUGAUCAUGCUCAAUGUUAUUGGCCCAGAGAACCUGAUAUUUGUUCUUUAUUAGAAUUUGAUUUAGCACCACUUAGCACAACUUUAAAAUUUGAUCGUGAUCCAGUAACAGGUCGUGUUGGACAAAUGCAAGAAGUUAUUUUAAAAGGAGUCGGAGAAAAUGCAAGAAAUUCAAUGUCUAUGAAACGUAUACCUGGAUCUGUUACAGAUGAUGUUAGAGGCAAUACUACUAACAUACCAUUUUUGCCUGGUGGAUUUGAUGAACCUAUUGUAACAGAUGAGAUGACAGAAAAUAUUGAUUUUGAGAGGAAUUUAAGGACACUAGCAAAAGGAUUUAGUUCUGGGAUAGAAUUUGAAGCUGAUAAUUGUACGCCAAAGCAGGAAUCAAUAAAUAAACCAACUAAAGUAUCAAAAGCAAAAGUACAAAUUGAAGAUGAUAUAACAAGUAAAAUAAAUUUAAUGGCUCUUGUAGAACAAGAAGAGCGUGAGCUUAAUCUCUGGUCAUCUGUGCAAGAACUAAAAGAUGAUGAUGUACAGGAGUCUCCACAAAUACCUGCAUUAGAAGAUAUUCCAUUGUUACCAAUAGAACCAGAAAUACCAGUUUUAAACAUUUCUGAAGAACCAUCUAAAAUUAUUGAAAUGGAAUGGGCAGAACAAAUAGAUGUUUCUGUGCCAAUAACAGAUUUUGAGAAGAAAAUUCCUGAUCCAGCAAUGACAUUUGAAUAUGAAUUGGAUACUUUCCAAAAACAGGCUAUACUUAAGUUAGAAGAGAAUUGUAAUGUUUUUGUUGCAGCGCAUACUUCUGCAGGAAAAACUACUGUAGCUGAGUAUGCUAUUGCUUUAACUCAGAAACAUAUGACAAGGGUAAUUUAUACUUCUCCUAUCAAAGCACUAUCAAAUCAAAAAUAUCGUGAUUUUAAAAAGAAAUUUGAAAGUGUUGGUUUAAUAACAGGGGAUAUUCAAAUCAAUGAGAGUGCAUCUUGUCUUAUUAUGACUACUGAAAUAUUACAAUCAAUGAUAUAUGGUGCAUCAGAAGUUCUUAGGGAUUUAGAAUUUGUAAUAUUUGAUGAAGUACAUUAUAUUAAUAAUGAGGAUCGGGGUCAUGUAUGGGAAGAAAUAGUGAUUCUUUUACCACAAACUGUCAAUAUAGUUAUGCUGUCAGCAACUGUGCCAAAACCAAUAAUAUUUGCAAAUUGGGUUGGUCGUAUCAAAAAACGGAAAAUGUACGUAAUUAGCACUUUAAAGAGACCUAUACCAUUGCAACAUUAUUUGUAUACUCCUACUAAUGACAAGGAACGUGGCACAUUAGUUUUAGUUCUUGAUUCAAAUGAAGAAUUUUCAUUGAAUGGAUGGCAUCAAGCAACAAAAAAUGUUCAAUCUGUUAAAAGCCUACAAAGCAAUAACACUAACACAAAAGAUAUUAGGAAAAAGAGAUUUUCUGCAAAAGAGCAAAUGAUGUUAUGGAAGAAUUUUGUGAAUUAUUUAAAACAUAAUGAUAAAUUGCCUGUUGUUGUAUUUACGUUAUCCAGGAAACGUUGUGAUAUCAACGCAAACAGAUUAAUGAAUAUUCAAUUAACUACAUUAGCUGAAAAAAUGGAAGUAAAACGCUUUUACCAGCAUAUUAUGAAAUAUUUGAAAGGUAGUGACAAGCAAUUACCACAAGUUUGUAUGAUGCAAAAUCUUUUAGAAAACGGUAUUGGUGUACAUCAUAGUGGGAUAUUGCCUAUUUUAAAGGAAACUGUAGAGAUGCUUUUCCAAAACGGUGUUGUUAAGUUAUUAUUUGCAACUGAAACAUUUGCUAUGGGAGUCAAUAUGCCAGCACGAACAGUGGUAUUUGAUUCAAUAACUAAAUAUGAUGGUAAUGGAUUUCGUACCUUGUAUCCUACCGAAUACAUCCAAAUGGCUGGACGUGCUGGUCGAAGAGGUCAUGAUAUAACUGGUACAGUUAUAGUAAUAUGUAAUACAGAAGUUCCACACUUUAAUGAAUUAAUGCCGAUGAUGCAAGGUGAAGCAAAAACAUUGGAAUCACAAUUUAAAGUAACAUAUUCUAUGGUUUUAAAUUUGAGAAGAACAAAUGAACUAGUUACUGUAGAAUCCAUGAUGCGCAGAUCGUUUAAAGAGUCAUAUCUAAUAUUAAAAGAAGAUAAAUACCAAAUUGAUUUACGUAAAGUUGAAGAAAAAUUAGCAGCAUUACCACCAUUGACGAAUAUACAAAAGAAAUUAUCUGGUUUUUAUGAAAUUGCAAUUAAUUAUUUACAAGAACUUCGUUAUUUGAAACCUUAUAUGCUUGAAUCUAAAAAAGCAAUAAAUAGUUUAACUAAGGGUAGAAUUUUAAUCAUAUCAUAUGAAAAUCAUUAUAGAAACUUAGCUCUACUAUUGGAUGUACUUUCACGUAAACAAAAUGGAAAUCAAUAUAAAGUAUUGAUAUUAAAAGAUACAAAUGCACAAAAUGUUAAUAAUGAUAGAUUAUUAGAAAAUUCUAAUAACGUAAAAGAAAAAUCUGAAAAUUGGUAUAGCAUUAUCAGUCUAACCAAAAAAGAUAUAUUUGUACCAAGUGGGGUUCCAUCACAUGAAGUUAUAACGAUUUCUGCAUGGAAUAUACUAGAAAUAACAAAUUGUCAAAUUAAAGUUGAUUGUGGUAUGGUAUUGAAAGAUUGGGAAAAAAGACAAAUAUCAAGAUUUAGGCAUGAUCUACCUGGUCCAACUUGUCAAACAGCCAUUCAAGAAUUAAUGGCAAUAUCUUUAAAUGCUGCUAAUGAUGAUAGUAUAUUAUUACCUUACGUUACAAUGAAAGUAACUGAAAACCUAAAUCCCAGAAUGAAACAUUUAUGCAAACAGAAACAAGCUCUUAGCAGCAUGAAAUGUAUUGAUAUUCUUAACUUUGAAGAACAAUUUGAAACUGUAUUUUAUCGAAAUGAAUUGGAAACAGAACGGAAAAAACUUCAACUUAGUCUUAGUGAUGAAGGAUUAUCUUUAUAUCCAGAUUAUAUAAAUAUGGUUUCACUUCUUAAACAUCUAGGAUAUAUAGAUAGUGAUGAAAGAAUUGCUUUAAAAGGCAGAGUUGCAUUGCAAAUAGGAAUUAACGAGUUACUCAUAACAGAGCUAAUUCUAAAAAAUGUUUUAACUGUUUUGCAACCAGCUGAAAUUGCUGCACUAUUAUCUGCUUUGAUAUUUCAUCAAAAAUCAAAUUCUGAAUCGACAUUUCCAGUUGAUUUUCAUCACUUGAGAAAGGAACAUCAAAUUAUGCAAAAUGUACAUGCCGAGUUACAAAACUUAGAACAAAUUUAUAAUUUGAAUACACUACAACCAUUGAAUUUUGGUUUGGUUGAAGUUGUUUAUGAAUGGGCACAAUCAAAAUCAUUUGCUGAAAUAAUGCAGAAAAUUGAUGUGCAAGAAGGUAUUAUAGUUAGAUGCAUUCAACAACUUAAUGAGACCUUGCAAGAUGUGAGAAAUGCAGCUGUGACAAUUGGUGAUCCAGUUUUAAAAGAAAAAAUGGAAGAAGCAUCCACAGCAAUAAAACGUGACAUAGUUUUUGCUGCGUCCUUAUACACUCAAGAUUAAUUAUGGAGUAAAUUGUAAUUAUAAACUUACUAUUUUCUUGUUGGAAACAAAUGAUCAGAUGUUUGUAUGUGACAUUAAAUAUAAAGAUAAUAAUUUAUUAUUGUAAAAUUUCAAAAAUAAUGAAUUUGGAAAUAAAUUUGAUAU